GGAGGGGGAGGAAAGGGAGUCACGAUGGGUCCCUAUGCCUUUCGCCACGGGCCACUUCGAAGAGGUGAGCGAUGUGCAAUGGGAGCGGCCUGGAGGAGGCGUUGGCGGAGGACGAUACCUGGUGAGUGUGAGCAAGGAUCAGACCACGCGCCUGUGGGCCGUGGCCUCCCAGACGCGCCGGCUCCACGAGAUGUCGCGGGUCCAGGUUCAUGGCUACGACUUGAGCUGUUGCGACAUGCUCCCGCCGCGACGGCAGGGACCCGGCGACGAGGAGGUCUGGCAAGAGCACCGCUUGGUCUCGGGGGCGGACGAGAAGACGCUGCGGGUCUUCGACGCCCCCCGGAAAGUGCUCGGCCUCUUGGCGGCCCUGGCGGGGAUCCAAUCCGCCCAGCCUGCCCGCAUUGAGACGGCCUACAUCCCCGCCUUGGCCCUGUCGAGCAAGGCGGUGGGCGUCACUGCAUCCUCUUCCUCGACCGUGGCCCAUGUGCAGGGUGUGGAGGCGGGGGCGGGGAGGGAAGAGGCCUGGAAGGCAGGAUCGGCCGUCGG
Nannochloropsis gaditana CCMP526 is the source of this 546-nucleotide messenger RNA. Its product is annotated as rna polymerase ii elongator. The record is from RefSeq and is a predicted model, not a curated record. Gene Ontology annotation, biological process: tRNA wobble uridine modification. Gene Ontology annotation, molecular function: protein binding. The annotation marks the transcript as partial. The transcript has a single exon. Gene Ontology annotation, cellular component: elongator holoenzyme complex.